Molecule: messenger RNA, 801 nt
Organism: Entrophospora candida
Lineage: Eukaryota; Fungi; Glomeromycota; Glomeromycetes; Entrophosporales; Entrophosporaceae
Source: the annotation of a GenBank genome assembly
AUGCCUGAAAUUGUUGAUCAUGAUUAUGAAUCUUUACCAGAAAAUUCACCAUUAACAGCAAACUUAAUCGCAGGAGCCUUAGCAGGUAUAGCUGUUUACACAGGAGUACUGAAUGCAUUUUCACGAAUUUCUACAACAGAAGGGGUACAUACUCUAUGGCGUGGGGUUAAUUCAGUGGUAUUAGGAGCAGGACCUUCACAUGCUUUAUAUUUUAGUACUUAUGAAGUUUGUAAAGAUUUAUUUGUAGCGGAUAAAAAAGAUCCAGGACAUCAUCCAUUUGCCGCAGGUGCAGCAGGUGCAUGUGCAACAAUAGCAAUUCAUGGAUCAGUAUACCGUAAUGUAGUUGAUUGUGCCAAGGCAGUUUAUUCAAGAGAGGGAUUAAUAGCAUUUUAUGUAUCAUACCCAACAACACUUUCAAUGACAAUACCAUUUCAAGUCUUUCAAUUUAGUUCAUAUGAAUAUUUUCGUAAAGUGUUAAAUCCCAGUGGUCAAUAUGAUCCAAAGACUCAUGUUAUAGCUGGUGGAUUGGCAGGGGCAAUUGCAGCUGCUGCAACAACACCUUUAGAUGUCGCAAAAACUCUAUUACAAACACGAGGCAACACAAAUGAUUUAAAAAUAAGAAAUUGCAAUGGAUUAUUUGGAGCAUUUAAAAUUAUUUAUGAACGAAAUGAACUAAAAGGGUUUUUCAGAGGAUUAAGACCGCGUGUGUUGUCUCAUAUGCCAUCAACUGCUAUUUGUUGGUCAGUUUACGAAUAUUUUAAAUGGUUUAUCAAUAAAAAAGAUAUUUUAAACUAUUUGUAA